Molecule: messenger RNA, 974 nt
Organism: Aspergillus alliaceus
Lineage: Eukaryota; Fungi; Ascomycota; Eurotiomycetes; Eurotiales; Aspergillaceae
Product: putative oxalocrotonate tautomerase
Exons: 1
Coding region: 296-733 (145 amino acids)
Source: RefSeq, a predicted model, not a curated record
AGUCACUCACAUAACACCCCCGCCCGACAACUAUCGAUGAGAAACCAAAGAAGUCCCCGAGCACCAUAGGCAGUGUUUAUGGAUUGACAAGAGUUACUCCUCAUAAUGAGGGCUGUAAGCGAAGGUGCCUCAAUAACCUCCGCUGAACAGUGAAGUCAGGUCAUUCCGGGAAUGCCGUGUGUUCCUGCAUAUAUAAAAGCCUCAUCACGCCCCAAACAGAAGAAAGCAUCUCACCAACCUGAAAGCAUCACCGAUACUUCAAUAAACAGUUAACUUUCCUCUGCAUCUCCCCAAAAUGCCCCGCUGGACCUUCGAACUUGCCCCCGACACCCUCACCAGAGAGGAGAAAGCCCUCCUCGCGCAGCAAAUCACCAAACUCUACACCACCUACGGCAUCCCCGCCUUCUGGGUAAACGUCUUUUUUCACGAGAAUGGCGAGGGCAAUUUCUAUAGUGGAGGACAAUAUCCCCCCAACGCCAUCUUUUUCCACCUCGACCAUGCUGCGAGUAAGAUCGACUCCGAGGAGCUUCGCCGGGAGUUUAUAUCUAAAGUCAAUGAGAUUGUAAGGCCGAUACUUGAUCCAAAGGGGAUUAAGUGGGAAUACAAUAUCUACGAGCAUCCCAGGGAUAAUUGGCGUAUUAAUGGCAUUAUUCCGCCGAUGGAAUAUCCGGAGGUGCUGAAGGAAUGGGUAGAGAAGAAUGCGCCUAUUCCGUAUAAAGGUUCAUCGUUGUGAGUUGGGACUGGUGACAAGGAGAUGUAUAUAAAUUAAGCGCAGGGUUUGUGGUGUUUUGUUCUUUGAUCUACUACAUGAAUUAUUCGAGGGAAAUCAACAGUGGUGUUAUUCCGAGCCUCGAGUAUCGGUAGGAGUUGAGGAGGAAAGGAUUAUAUCGGGCGGCUGAUAUAAAUACAUUAGCACAGCACCACCAAGUAGGGCCCGCUAGUUGCAUAGGGUUGGCUUUUUAAGCACCUCAGCU